AUGCCCGAAUAUUGGAAAAUCUCACGUUUGCUUCAUCUUUUAGUUGCCCUACCAACAGCUUCUAGCAGUUUCCAGCUCUGGAAUCGAAAUAAUUCAUGAGAUUCCCGAUCCACCUUUACCGAACCGAAUCAGAAACACCCAGCCGAAAAGACUUGUCCAAAUCUAUGCUCGAGAUGAAAUCAAUGGCAGGUCUGUUACGCGCAGAGGCCAAUGUGGUAGCAAGGGAAAGAACGACCAAUGGGAAGACUGUGAAUUAGGUCCUGUCGUGACGGUCGAAAUCGAAGUCUGCGAAGAGCCCCUUAUAUAUGAUCCCGAUUCCUGCGCAGUUGAGCGCUUACCCAAUUGGGCCCGUGGGCCAUGGCGGAAGCCUCGAUCAUUUGAGUUCAUGACAGCGCGCGGAAAGAGGGGUCUUGCUCUGGUCGCUAAUCCGAAACAAGGCGGUCAUUGUUCAGCCGUCGUGAAGAUAAGCAUUGGAAGAUCAUCUCCAAGAAAUAAUGGCAAAACCUAUGUGGCUAUUGUUGCUCAUUCCAUUUUCUCAACCAGGGACGCCAAUCGCUUUGUACAUGGGGCAGACGGCUUUCUCAGACUUGAUGAGAAUAGUAAUAUCGUUCCUCUUCCAGUUGCAGAAGUCGCUGCCAAAGCCAUUCCAGUAUCUCAGCUCGUUUAUUUUGCUGCUAAGCAAACGAACCUGCUCGAUGGCGAGCGUCCGCCUGAAAGGUACUUUUUGGUUUUGGACAUUGUGGAAAAUCCCGACACACAACGUGCCAUGGAGAAAGCGGUAGCCGCCCUGCCAGUGGUCAAUCCAGUCGAUCCGGAUACCACUCUACGCGCGAAUGCUGGUGGUGUUGAAGGGGAAAUGUUUGCUCUUCUAGCCGGUACUGACCCCGUCUAUUUAUGGCUUAAUACUAUCGGUCGUAAUCCGGACACCUUUGGGCGUUACAAGAUUAGCAGUUUCAAGAUUCGAGAGGCUCUAAGCUAUCCUUCUUGGAUGAUUACUAUUGAACUAGUUAGGAAGUAA
Molecule: messenger RNA, 1018 nt
Organism: Hymenoscyphus albidus
Lineage: Eukaryota; Fungi; Ascomycota; Leotiomycetes; Helotiales; Helotiaceae
Source: the annotation of a GenBank genome assembly